AUGACGCUUCCUUUGCCAGGUGAGAUCCCGCCCGGAGGAAGAAGGAAGGAGGCUCGGGCCUGGGACUAGGAGGCGGAGGCGGGCUCCGAACCAAGAAGAGGGGGUUCCCAGCUUGAGCCGGAGCCUGAGAGUUUGCCUGCCCGGUUCAGCGAGGACCACGAGAUGCCGGUCCUGAAGCAGCUGGGCCCCGCGCAGCCCAAGAAGCGGCCGGAGCGCGGCGCUCUGUCCAUCUCCGCGCCGCUCGGCGACUUCCGGCACACUCUGCACGUGGGGCGCGGCGGCGACGCCUUCGGAGACACUUCGUUCCUGAGCCGCCACGGCGGCGGGCCGCCCCCUGAGCCCCGGCCGCCGCCCGCGGGGGCCCCGCGCUCCGCGCCGCAGCCCCCGCCGCCCGCCCUCCGCGCGCCAGCGCCCGCCGACCCGCUGCUGUCCUUCCACCUGGAUUUGGGCCCCUCCAUGCUGGACGCAGUGCUGGGCGUCAUGGACGCGGAACGCCCGGGCGCCGCCGCCGCCGCCAAGCCCGACGUGGACCCCGGCCCCGGGGCGCAGCACCCUAGUGCCCGCUGCCUCCCCAACGCGGACCUCGAGCUGGACGACGUCAUCGGCCUGUAGGCACCCCCAUUCCCUGCGCCCUUACCGUCCAGCGCCCCACUUCUUUAUACAUAAACCGACAAGGUCUGUG
Eubalaena glacialis (North Atlantic right whale) is the source of this 682-nucleotide messenger RNA. RefSeq names its product CDC42 effector protein 5 (gene CDC42EP5). The transcript has 2 exons. The record is from RefSeq and is a predicted model, not a curated record. Lineage: Eukaryota; Metazoa; Chordata; Mammalia; Artiodactyla; Balaenidae.